AUGUUCACGCACCAACGGCGCUCCGCGCUCCUGCAACACAUCGAUGUAGACGGGGCUUGCGAACCCAGUCGCUGUAUAAGUGCUCCGCAAUGUUCACUGAAGGAUCUACCAGCUGAGGAUAUCAUCGAGGAACUACAGCUGAGAUGGUUCGGCCAUGUUGUUAGAAUGGAAGAGGACAGGUUGGCGAAAAUGGUGCAUGAGGACAAGAGGAAGACAUGGGAAGGCUCCUUGACAGAAGAGGGCUGGAAUGGGAAAGGAGAAGAGGGAUGGGAUCGAAGAUAA
This is a messenger RNA of Nezara viridula (southern green stink bug), 282 nucleotides long. NCBI's taxonomy places the organism in Eukaryota, Metazoa, Arthropoda, Insecta, Hemiptera, Pentatomidae. The record is from the annotation of a GenBank genome assembly.